This is a messenger RNA of Centropristis striata (black sea bass), 1113 nucleotides long. RefSeq names its product regulator of G-protein signaling 21-like. The record is from RefSeq and is a predicted model, not a curated record. Lineage: Eukaryota; Metazoa; Chordata; Actinopteri; Perciformes; Serranidae. Bases 182 to 835 code for a protein of 217 amino acids. The transcript has 5 exons.
UGGUGUCUUGACAUCACACACAGAUUCCUCUUUGGCUCUGACCCUCAUCAGUGUGUCAGGAUCCAGUGGUGAAGCUGUGAGGGUGAAACUCUUACUGGAAUCUGAAAAUAACUCUCCUGCCCAUUCAGGGACAGCGUGCAAAUUAUCAUUCACAGAGGUAGUGCUGCUAUUCAAAUUCAGCAUGAAUGGGCUCUCCAAGACUUCUCUGGAUCUCCAGAACUCAAAGAGAAUACAUGCAUGGAAAUCCAGUGUACAUAACUUCAUCCACAGUCCAUUACCCUGGAGGAAAAUCAACAGACAGGAAACAAAUGAAACAAGCCUACUGGGAGAAUCUCUUGAGACACUCCUUUCCCAGAAAUGUGGACAAAUAGCAUUUCGGGACUUUCUGAAAUCAGAGUUCUGUGAAGAAAAUCUGGACUUCUGGCUCGCCUGUCAAGAGUUUAAAACCUCUGAGCACAGUCUAGAGGAGCUCACACGGAGAGCAGCAAGCAUUUAUGAAGAGUUCAUCGGGGCUGAGUCGCCUAGACAGGUAAACUUAGAUUUCUACACAACAAAGGCCAUCAGCCAGAGUCUCCAGCAGCCGAGUCCAUCAUGUUUUGUUGUGGCACAGAGAAAAAUCUACAGCAUGAUGGAGAACGACUCCUUCCCACGCUUCAUUCAAUCGGAGCAAUACAAAGUUCUGUUUGAUGCGGCUUCCAAGCACGGAGGCCUUGGGAAGCACAGAAAGGCCUUGAAGAUAAGGAGCACUGGAGAUCUAAUGCAGCUUGAUUCAAAACCAAUCAGGCCGCAGUGUGAGCUCUAUCUCUUGCACAAAGCCAGACAUCAUGCAUGUUGAUGGGGUAAAGCGUUGCACAGACACAGACUCAGGAACUGCUGCUGACAGACACUGUGUAGGCACUUCCCCUUCCCUUCAAAAUGUCACCUCAACAACACAAUAAUGUGACAAGACUGAGAGCUGUGACAGUGCUGUGGACAUGAAACGCUGCAGAUGGUGCCAUCUGGUGCACAGUGGACACUGGACAUCACCAAAGGUUAAACUUUGGGUUUUUAACCUUGGGGUGCUUUAGGCUGUAUGGCUGAAUGUGAUACGUGCGGUUUUAUAAAAGAAAAUGU